AUGGCGUCGCGUUUCUUCUACGGCUCCGGCAGCGACAGCGACAGCUCGUCUGACGAGGAGGAGGAGGUCUACCGCUCCGGCUCUGGCAGCGAUGAGUCUUCCGACGAGGAAUCUGACUCCGGCUCUGACUCCGGCUCCGACAGCGAUGACGCCCAGGAUACCCGCACCGGUGCCUCGAAGUUCUUGCACGACGAUUCCGACAGCGAUGAGAGCGAGGAGGAGGAGAAGGUCACAGUUGUCAAGUCCGCCAAGGACAAGCGUCUCGAGGGUAUCGAGAGCACCAUCCGCCUGAUUGACAAUGCCGAGAAGAUCAACGACUGGGCUGUUAUUGCCACUGAGUUCGACAACCUCAACCGCCAGAUGCUCAAGGUUACCGGCCCUACCCCCAAGAUCUACAUCGAGGCUGUUGCCGAACUUGAGGAUUUCACCAACGAGACCAUCACCAAGCAGAAGGCCUCGAACAAGAAGAUGAACGCUAGCAACAGCAAGGGUUUCAACGCCGUCAAGCAGAAGAUCAAGAAGAACAACAAGGAAUACGCUACUCUGAUCGAGAAGUACCGCGCCAACAAGGAUGCCUUCAUGGCCGACGAAGUUGAGGAGAAGCCCGCUCCCGCUCCCGCCCCCAAGCCCACCAAGGUUGAGAAGAUUGCCAACUUCGCCGCUGCCGCCGCCGCCAGUGCCGAAGACGAUGGAUUCGCUACCGUUGGACGUGGCGGAAAGACCCUGCAGUACACCCCCGAGAGCAUCCUCAAGCACCUCCGCAUCAUCGUCGAGUCCCGCGGAAAGAAGAACACCGACCGUGCCGACCAGAUCCGCACCAUGCAGAAGCUCCUCGAGGUUGCCAACACUCCCUACCAACGCAUCCGCACCUACAUGACCCUCAUCUCCACCCGCUUCGAUUUGACCUCCACAACCAACCAGAGCUACAUGAGCGCCGAACAAUGGAAGGCCGCCUCAGAGGAGUACUCUGAGCUCCUGUCAGUGCUGGAGGACAACCGCCAGUUCGUUGUUAGCGAAGGUGCCGACGAGUGGGAGGAUGACGAGAAGCAGCCCACCGUUGCUGAGGGCGAGAUCUUCUUCAUUCCCGGAAGCUGCAUCUCUCUCGUUGAGCGUCUCGACGAUGACCUGAACCGCAGCCUCCGUGAGAUCGACCCCCACACACAAGAGUACAUCGAUGUGCUCAAGACUGAGCAGAACCUUUACGACAACCUGGUUCGCUCCCAGCUCUACGUCGAGAGCCUCAAGGGUGCCGACAAGAACGGUCAGGACUCCAUGAACAGAGUGGUCCUCCGACGAUUGGAGCACAUCUACUUCAAGCCCGAGGUGGUCAUCAGCAUUGCCGAGGAAGCCAAGGACAAGGCCGUUCCCACAACAUUCAAGUCCGCCGUCACCCUUGGUUCCAAGGCUGGCGAUAUCCAGAGCCUGAUUGCUUCCAUCUGCAACUACCUGUUCCAGCACAGCGAUGGCAUCCACCGUGCCCGCGCCAUGCUUUGCCAGAUCUACUUCCUCGCCCUGCACGACCAAUACUACAAGUCUCGCGACUUGAUGCUCAUGUCCCACCUGACUGAGAACAUCUCCACCUUCGACGUCAGCACCCAGAUCCUCUUCAACCGCACUCUGGUUCAGAUCGGUCUCUGUGCUUUCCGUGCCGGCCUCAUCUACGAGGCCCAGAACACUCUCGGUGAGAUCUGCGGCAGCGGCCGUCAGAAGGAGCUCCUCGCCCAGGGUAUCAUCAUGCAGCGUUACUCUACCGUCUCCCCCGAACAGGAGCGCCUGGAGCGCCAGCGCCAGCUGCCCUUCCACAUGCACAUUAACCUCGAGCUUCUCGAGUGUGUCUACCUCACCUCCAGCGCUCUGCUCGAGGUCCCCCUGAUGGCCCAGACCUCUUCUUCCCCCGAGCUGCGCCGCCGCAUGAUCUCCAAGACCUUCCGCCGCAUGCUCGACUACAACGAGCGUCAAGUCUUCACCGGACCCCCCGAGAACACCCGUGAUGGUGUGAUCGCCGGUGCCAAGGCCCUCGCCGCCGGUGACUGGAAGCUCUCUGCCUCUACCUUCGCCGCGAUCAAGAUCUGGGACCUCAUGCCCCAGCCCGAGAAGAUCAAGGCCAUGCUGUCCCAGCAGACCCAAGAGGAGGGUCUGCGCACCUACCUCUUCACCUACGCCCCCUACUACGACAGCCUCUCCAUCACCUCCCUGGCCUCGAUGUUCGAGCUCGAGUCCAAGAAGAUCGUCUCCAUCAUCUCCCGCAUGAUCUCGCACGAAGAGCUCGCCGCCGCUCUCGACCAGGUCAACGACGCCAUCAUCUUCCGCAAGGGCGUCGAGCUCUCCCGUCUCCAGUCCCAGAUCGUCACCCUGGCCGACAAGUCCACCAGCCUUCUCGAGGCCAACGAGAAGACCCUCGAGCAGCGCACCCAGGGCAUGGCCAAUGCCUUCCAGCGCGAACACGGUCCCGGUGCCCGUGGCGGCCGCGGCCGCGGCGGUGGUCGUGGCGGUGGCCGUGGAGGUGCUCGUCUUCCCCAAGGCGAUCGCCGCCCUGGUGGCCAACAGUUCGGUGGUGGUGCAUUGGGCGCAGCGAUCAAGGCUUAG
Molecule: messenger RNA, 2586 nt
Organism: Penicillium olsonii
Lineage: Eukaryota; Fungi; Ascomycota; Eurotiomycetes; Eurotiales; Aspergillaceae
Source: the annotation of a GenBank genome assembly